CUCCAAGUCACCGUCUAGCCUGGGUCAAUCCGCUGAAAUGGCUGCCAAUCCUGACAAGAACCCUCUUCCUCUUAGCGAAACGCUACGGGAUCUUGCCCUACUGAGGGCGUCGGAGGUAGAUCUAGUCAAAGUACUAAGGAGCUCCAGUGAGCCUCUCGCACGGGAGACCUCAGAUGUGGCCGAAAGCAGGGCCGGAGAUGCAGAGAUCGGAGCAUCCGUCGAGAAGUCGUAUGAAUUCGUCCGCGAUGCAAGGGCCGUGAUUAAGGUGUUAAAUCGAGGGGAUGUGGAGUCACAGGGUGCAAGGGUCGAAGACCUCAGAAGUAAACUCGAGGACGUGCUGGAAGGCUUGAAUGGUCAGCCUUGACUGUCUAUCGCACAUGUACAGUGACCGACGGGUGCCUCGUGUUGGUCCGUUCUGAGCCUCAUCUUCCUUCCAGUCGGCGAGCGACGUUUCCCGUCAGGAACGUGGUCCACGCCAAAGCUCCGGCCGAUGCAUGUCAGGAGAUCCAGAAACGAGCAAUGAUAAACGAAACCGCUUUUACUUUCAGUCAGAAAACCGGAGUCGUGUGCAGCCUUGUUAUUCAUCCUAGUUUGGUUCCGAGCUUUGCCAAGAAGGCCUUACAGCCC
This is a messenger RNA of Gloeophyllum trabeum ATCC 11539, 627 nucleotides long. RefSeq lists its product as uncharacterized. The transcript is spliced from 2 exons. Lineage: Eukaryota; Fungi; Basidiomycota; Agaricomycetes; Gloeophyllales; Gloeophyllaceae. The record is from RefSeq and is a predicted model, not a curated record. The coding region runs from base 38 to 364 and encodes 108 amino acids.